CUCUCCCUCUCUCCCUCUCUCCCUCUCUCCCUUUCUCUCUGAAAUAAAAAAUAAAAAAAAGAGCCAGCGGUUCCUGGGCUGAGAGACUAGUGGACUGCGGAGGUGUUUGUCCAAAUGGGGUCUUGCAUGCCACAUGGGACUGACAUGGUGUGAGCUCUGUGUGGAGUGCCUAGUGGAUUCCUGGAGCUCUGGGUGCUUUAGGGAGCUGGGCAGAGCCCAGAGAGCCUGUGGUGGCGCAGACCCUCCGCUGUGGGCCAGUGAGGACGUUGGUUUACGGGGGAAGUAACUGGGGGUGGGGCUCAUUUCUUUAUGUACUCCUUCAUUUUGUUCCUACUUCUCUUUUAGUUGAGCGACUUAUGCAUAACCAGGGCCAGGUGCACCCCAUAAGAUGUGCACAGUCCUAUAUGCAGGCUGGGGGUGGCAGCCCCCAGACUCAGGUCCACCUCCCUGUGGGCCACCCCACGAGGGUUUCCCUGCCCCUGCUUGAGGUGUGGGUGGAGGGUGGCCCUCGCUCCUUCCCCCUCCACGGUUCCGAUUAAGGUGCCUUAGUGAGGGAUCCAAAGCCUCUGGUAUGGGUUCUUCACUCCCUCGACCCCCAGGGCCCCCUUUGCCCCACUGACAGAGAAGGAAAGCCUUAGGCAGAGUGGUUUUUGUGGGAGAGAGGAUUGAGAAUGGGCGCCUGGGCUCGGGGCAAGGGUUCAACUGCCCCUUGCGGCCGAAGCCCGGAGAGGAGGGGCACUCUAGUAAAGUUUGUUUUGGCUGGGUAAGAGCAGAGCUGAUUAUAAUGAUCCGUGGCAACCAUUUACCAUUUAGUCUAAUUUUUCACACAGCAUAUAAUUACGCCCACCCCCACCUGUGUGUCAGAUGGGCUUGUGUGCGUUUUAUGUGACUGUAAUUUGUUAGUCGGUUCCGUGUGUGCAGCCCUGGUAGGCGUCUGAGGCUGGGCUGGCGGCUCCUGACCCCGGGCGUGUGGGGUUAGGAGGGUCACCUCCCGGCACCUCCCUGUGAUGUGGCCUGCAGAGUGACUGCGCGCCGCGGGCCCGUCCUGUGGAAAGUGAGGGUUUUGGGAGCCGGGAGCAUGAGUCACCACAGUAAAUGCAAACCAUAUGUUCUGUGUUUUCUGCUCGGCAGAAAGGGUUUCUGGUAACGCACUGGGGCCAGGGCUCUGAGUGGAGCUUUGUUUAUGCCACGUAAAAAUCCCAAGAAUGUGGGUGAACCUGUCUGAGAGCUGAUCAGAACCCAAUUUCAUGGAAUAGAACACUUAGCCAAGUCACUGGUGGAGUCCCAGGCUGCUUGGUGGUUGUGACGUAGGUGUGUGCACAAGCUGACACUGACAUUUGAGUUUGGAGGAGGGGAGAGAAACGGUAACGUUGAUGGUUUCAGUUUCUUGAAACAUAAUGUAAUGACUUUACCGUCUCAGGGAGAGCACAGCAGCUUCAUUCUUUUCUACUCAGAUUCCUCAGGAGGGAAUUCAACGUGGUUCUCUGGAAAUUCCCCUUGGGAAGACGAGGUGUCUGCUACCCUUUGGCUUCUCCACACUUUUCUUCCCAAGUCUGUCCCCUGGAGAGGACCUUACCUUACUUUCAUAUCUUUGAUGCCAUUUGAGUUUAUUUUUUAAAAUAUGAUGAUCAAUGGAGGGUCUUCAGGUUUUCAAGUGAAUGAAAAAGCAGUCAAAUCAUCAUCAUAAGGAAAAUAUCAAAAGUAUGCCUGCCAGUGAGGCGCUAAAAAACCUGAGCAACGACCCCCAAAUGGCUAACAUUCCUCACCGAUUCAUAAGCUGCUCCCUGGACGGGCUGACCCACGAGGCCCACAGGAAAGAGGUGGAGCAGGUGUACCUGCGCUGCUCGGCGGGCACCGUGGAGUGGAUGUACCCGACAGGCGCUCUCAGCGUCAACCUGCGGCCCAACGUUGUCUCGCCCUCCCGCCCCCUGACUCUGUGCAUCAAGCCCCUUGGGGACGCCUCUGGGGCCAAUAUUUAUUUGGAGAAAACUGGAGCGCUGAACCUGCUGUUCCGGGACGGGGACCAUGGGCCUGGCCAGGUGCGCUGCUUCGGCUUCCAGCAGGGCAGCCUGUUCGUGGAGGCGACGCCCCAGCAGGACAUCCGCCGGAGGACCACGGGCUUCCAGUACGAGCUGAGCAGCCGGCCCACCGGCUUGGAUCUGCACGCUCUGUCAGCUCCCUGCCGGCCCUGCAGUGACACCGAGGUGCUCCUGGCAGUCUGCACCAGUGACUUCGUGGUCCGAGGAGCCAUCCAGGACGUCACCCACGCCCCUGAGCGGCAGGAGUCGGCCAUCCACCUGCACGUGAGCCGCAUCUACCGGCAGAAGAGCAGGGUGUUCCGUGCGGCGCCCGGGGGCGGCUGGCGGGGCCGCAUCUCCACGUUGCUGGCCUGCGGCGUCCGGCCCGGGCGUGGCGAGUUCCUCUUCACGGGACACAUGCACUUUGGGGAGGCCCGGCUCGGCUGCGCCCCACGCCUAGAGGACUUCCAGCGGAUGUACCAGGACGCAGAGGCGCGGGGGCUGAACCCCUGUGAGAUGGCUGUGGAGUGAUAGCGGGGUGGCUGCGGGGUGACCGAAUUAUUGGGGUGGGCGCCUGGCGACCAUGUGUGGAGUCCGAUGCACGAGGUUCCAGCCAAGGAGACCCCAACCAAUUGGUUGGAAAUGCUGUAAAAUGCAAACUAAGUUAUUAUAUUUUUUUUAAAAAAAGAAAUGCCCAUA
This is a messenger RNA of Myotis myotis, 2717 nucleotides long. It is a transcript of the gene METRNL, whose product is annotated as meteorin like, glial cell differentiation regulator. Gene Ontology annotation, biological process: positive regulation of brown fat cell differentiation; energy homeostasis. Lineage: Eukaryota; Metazoa; Chordata; Mammalia; Chiroptera; Vespertilionidae. Gene Ontology annotation, molecular function: hormone activity. Bases 1659 to 2549 code for a protein of 296 amino acids. The transcript is spliced from 4 exons. The record is from RefSeq and is a predicted model, not a curated record.